Nomia melanderi (Alkali bee) is the source of this 1041-nucleotide messenger RNA. The record is from RefSeq and is a predicted model, not a curated record. Lineage: Eukaryota; Metazoa; Arthropoda; Insecta; Hymenoptera; Halictidae.
AUGGGUAAGGUCAAAGGUAUCAAAUUACUCAGGUACUUGAGGAUGGGCUGUCGAAUAUACGGAAACUGGCCUCCGGAUCCGGACGCUACAAGAUGGCGAGUGAUAGUUCCAGAAGUGAUGUUCGCGAUAUUCAUUAUAAAUGAAUCAUCCGGGAUAUUGGCUAUGAUAUAUGGUAUUUUCUGUUAUUUCACAGACCGUUUAAUAUUUGGAAUGGUAGAUUUCUUUGUGACAUCCAAUCCAGAGGACAAUAUAAUCAGACAAAAUUAUUUGCAACGCAUCAAAACAGUGUACUAUGGUCUAGCUACUGAGUUCGUUUUAGGUGGAACAUUCUACUGUGUGUCGCCGCUUUUCACAGAUUCUAACGAAACCCCACUGAACACAGUAUAUUUCUUCAUACCAAGGGACGAGUAUUGGGGUUUCCGCGUUACUUUCUUCCUGAAUAUGUUUCUCAUUGCGAACGCGGCUUCAGUGCUUUUCGUAGACCUUCUAAUAAUUACCCUAAUAUUGCACCCGGCUACUAAAUUCAUGUUAUUAAGCAACGCAUUGUUAACCAGCAAAGAAAAAGGAAUGACCUUUAUGAAGAAAUGGAUCAGAGAUCAUCAAGAAGCAAUUGGCUGUGCAAAUGAAACUAACCGUAUUCUAUCACCACUUGUGGUUAAAUCAACAAUUACUGUAACAUUGUACGUGAUAAUUUCCAGUCUCUUAAUCACACAGAAUGUUUUUAAGUUUGCAACGUCGAAAUUCUUCGUAGUCGUCACGUUCACAUUGUUCAAAUUUAUGGCCUGCAGUUGGGCAGGUGAUUUAAUGACCAAAAAUGCACAGGAUAUUGCCUGGAAACUUUAUGUCUCUCCUUGGAUGAACGCUUCGCCAGAAGUUCGCAAACAGGCAGUGUUCAUCAUUCAAAGGUGCCAGAAACCCAUCACCAUUCACGUGGAAGGAUUUGUAACUGCUUGGUCCUUGAAGUUUUGUAGUCAAGUACUUUACACAACUUUCUCGGUCCUUUCAACUUUGAGAGCUAUAUUACGCUUUGAAUCUAAAUAG